UUGAUAAUGUCAAACUGACGCGUAAUCAAAGCUGCCAGGAUUCACAAAUACAGAACAACUCCAGUUUUUAUUUACCAUCGAAAAUGGAUGCAUCCGUGGAUGAUCUGUUAUCGUUCAAAGAGUUUCCGCUAAUGAAUGAAGCUAGUGGAAGUCAAAGUGCACAAAUCAACAUAAAUUCACCGCAGCGAGCAGUUCCCAGUAUCGACGAUCAGGAUGACCAAGAUGGAACGGCUAAAGGCAGUGGCUCAGCGAAGGGAGGUUCAAUUUUCAGUUUCGAGUACUACCAACGCUUUUUCGACGUUGAUACUAUGAUUGUGGUGGAUCGCAUUGCUACAUCGAUGAUUCCCAAGCGCGCUCCCAUCAACUACCUGAAGCUAAACAUUGCCACGAAUCCGGAUCUCUAUGGACCCGUUUGGAUCGUGUUAACCUUGAUUUUCACAAUUGCCAUUUCCGGCAACAUGGCGAGCUAUUUACAAAACACGGGCAAUCACCACUGGCGGUACAAUUUCCAUCUCGUUUCGUACUCUGCUACUGCGAUUAUAAUGUACACCCUGUUAGUUCCCUGUGCUCUCUGGGGAUUUCUGAAGUGGAGUAUACGUCCCAGUGAAUUAGAUAUGGAAGAGGAAGAGGUUGUUGGAUCCCCGAGCUUGUUGUCACUGGUCUGCAUCUACGGUUAUUCACUAGCAAUCUACAUCCCGGUAUCUGUUCUCUGGACCAUUCAGGUAUCACUGUUCCAAUGGCUACUGGUAAUCACUGGAGCAUUUUUGUCCGGAUUUGCCCUACUAACGAUACUGAUGCCGGCUGUGAAAAAGUCAAAGUACUCGCUCUUCAUCGUGUUGGCAAUCGAACUGGCACAUUUUGCUCUGGCGGCUGGUUUUAUGCUUUAUUUUUUCCAUGCACCCGAUAUAGAUACCCCAGUGGAAACACCUUUGCCCAAAGCGAUCACCAGUGUGAUAGUCAACACGACUAUGCAAAGCAAAAAUGCAUAAAUCGAGGAACUGUAGUAAGAAUUUAACGUCCUGAAAGUCUUGAGUCCUUACAGUAUGAUAUAUUAUUCGGUCAAAAUGCUUGAAAUGCUUUAAAGAUGCAAAAUAUAGCUUGAUUUAUUGUUUAGAAAUAAAAACAAACUCUUUGAAAGUGUGUGGACUGACGUA
Messenger RNA from Anopheles funestus (African malaria mosquito), 1154 nucleotides. RefSeq names its product protein YIPF1. Gene Ontology annotation, molecular function: small GTPase binding. Gene Ontology annotation, biological process: vesicle-mediated transport. Gene Ontology annotation, cellular component: membrane; Golgi apparatus. The transcript has 4 exons. NCBI's taxonomy places the organism in Eukaryota, Metazoa, Arthropoda, Insecta, Diptera, Culicidae. The record is from RefSeq and is a predicted model, not a curated record. The coding region runs from base 84 to 989 and encodes 301 amino acids.